Hydractinia symbiolongicarpus is the source of this 1118-nucleotide messenger RNA. Its product is annotated as OCIA domain-containing protein 1-like. Bases 99 to 935 code for a protein of 278 amino acids. Gene Ontology annotation, cellular component: endosome. The record is from RefSeq and is a predicted model, not a curated record. Lineage: Eukaryota; Metazoa; Cnidaria; Hydrozoa; Anthoathecata; Hydractiniidae. The transcript is spliced from 9 exons.
UUUACUUUCGUUUUUUGGAAACAGGCCGUAUUGAGCUGUGGCUAUCAAUCACGGUUUUAGGUUGUGUUGUGUGGCGAGCUAAAAGCUAGAGUGAAAAAAUGAAUAAAUCUGAACAAAAUAAAAGAUUUAAAGAUCCUCAUGCCCGAGCGCCGGUUAAGUUGACCCAAGAGGAAAUUCAGGUUUUAAAAGAAUGCAGAGUCAACAGUUUAUAUUACCGAGGUAUUCCAGCAGGUAUAUUUUCCGUCAUUGUUGCCAGAGGUGCAGUAAAAAGUGGUUACUUUCCCAGACUUCAACGAUGGUCGGGGGCGUUUUAUGCAGGCAUGUUUGGUUUAGGCAUGUUUUCAGGAGUGGCAUCUUACAGAGAUGAAUGUUUUCGAAAGAUUAUGAGUUUGGAGAAUUCGGUACUUGCCGAACAGUUUCGAAAUUUUCAGAGGGAGUAUGAUUUACAUGGUUUACCUGUCAAUCAGUCUCCAAAAUCAGAAUUUACCGAAGCUAGUCAACACAGCGAGAUAAGUGAUACAACAUCUACAAGCGACGUCGAUUCUCUUCUAAUGAAACGAAUGCAAGACCAAGGUAAAUGGGCUGAAUUGCGACAAGCCUCAAGGCAGUCUCACAUUCCAACAAAAUCAAGUGAGAAAGGUUUAUCUUAUGAGGAACUGCGGCUGCGAAAUCGUUCAAAACGACAAGGAGAGACAGAGAACCAUGUGUUAGAUAAGACUCGAGCGAUGGAUUUUGAAAGCUUUACGUCGUCAAAUUUCAACGACAAUAAAUCAGCACUGGACUUUUCCAAAGAUGACGAAAUAAAAACAUCUCUCUUUACGCCAGAUACGAACUCGAGUUACGAAAAUAAAAAACCUCCUGUUGAUAGCAAGCAACGUAAAACAUACGCGCAAGCCACAAGAAGAAAAAAUGCAUACGGGGAUGAAAUUGAAUGAAUAUUGGAAAAUGCUCGACGCAAUUUUUGUCGUCAUCAAGGAUGUCGAAGUACCUCAGAAUGACGUCACUCAGAAUAUUUCACCUGAUCGAAAAAUAUGAAUACAUAGCAGUGAUAUAUACAUAUUUAUGUAAAUUAUAUUAUAAAAAAACUAUCUGAGAUUUGUGCAGGAAUGCAUCAGGAA